CAAGAUGCAUCCAAGCUCUCUCGAAGUCAUGGGGCCGGCUGUCCAAUAUUCCAAAGAAGUCAACACAAGAGAAACAAAAACAGGGCUUCAAGUUUUCAACAUGCGUAACUCUUUGGAAUUAUUAUGAAUACUAUCACAAUGUAACAUUAUUAGGGUUUUAAACUUAGAGGCUUGUUCGAUCUUUAAACUGUACAAUAAGUGUACCAGUUGUUCGUCUAAACGAUGAUAGUUUCUAUGGAAAAUAAAUACAUUAUUUAUUGGUUGAUUCGAAGUUCUUCGUAUGAUCUCAAAUGUCACUUGUACUAUAUGUUUAUCAAUGCCUUAGAAACUCUAUCGUAUCGUCUAUGUCCACCCCGAAAAUACCGAAUUCCAAAAUUAUGAUCGAUUUUAGUGAGUACGAAAUGAUUGAACCAUGUACGCGGUUUCACAAUCCUUUGCUAUCUAGCUCAUUCGAUUGCUUUUAGGGGCGCACACGAUUGGCGUUGCGAGUUGCUCCGUGAUCACUCGCAGGCUGUACAACUUCACCGGGAGAAGUGCAAGCCUGAUGGCGCCGGCAUCGGCAUUGAGCUCGACCGAAAAAAGUUCGAGGACUUUCGAUACACAUUUCUACCAAGGCGUAACGCAAAACAGAGGUCUCCUCAUUUCUGACGCAGCACUUCUCGACGAUCCUGCGACUCGAGCUUAUGUGAAGCGCCAGUCGACUUAUGGCGUUGGGUCGAGUUUUGGUAGAGAUUUUGGUGAAUCGAUGGUGAGGAUGGGUGGGAUUGGCGUACUGACGGGAAAUCAAGGGGAGAUUAGGAAACGUUGUGCCUUUGUGAAUUGAUUAUGAUCGUGAUCAUGUGUGGAAGUUGUUGUUGCUCACUAUGUAGUUAACAUGGUAUUAGCAAUUUAUGUGACUAAGAGGUAUCUUCUGUUGGAAUCCUGGUAAUCUCCAUUGGUAAGCACAUGAUGUCUGAAUUCUGAUACAUUUGCAAACUUCAAGCUUAUAUGAGUAGCUUUUGUUUGAGGGGAUGUUUUAUUAUAUGGUGUAUUGAACAUCUACCAACAAUUCGAGUUAUUGGAAUCAAAUGGUUGUUGAUACUUAUGAAGUUUAGAUGUUCAAGAUAAAUUGUUUUGGCACUUUAGUUUUCAAUUCAAAAGAAAUGUCUACAAGACGUAAAUGAGAGUUGAAAAUUAAAGGGUAAUGUCUAUUUUUUAUCUAAACUUUUUUUAGAUUCUUCUAUAUUAUCAAAACCUAUCAAAAUACUAAGAAUUAGCCAAAUGUUAAUUUUCAGUUAGCAAUUUUGUUAGUAAUAUUGACUUGGCAAUAUGAUACUGACUUGGAAGAGACACAUGAAUGUCAACAGGUAAUACAAACAGAAUUUUAUGGAAAGUGAGUUAGAUGUGCUUACUAGUUUAGAAUAGGAAGCACAACAUGUUUGAAUAUUUUAUAAUUUUUUUGGUAAUCUAAAGAUGAUCUAUGAUGAGGAUUUAUCACACCAUUCAUACCACGUAGAAAACUAAGCAUAUAUAAUAUAGUGAACGGCUAUUUGCCGCCAAUCAAAUUGCUAUUUGCCGCCAACUAAAAAAAAAAAAAAAGAAUUCAAAAUUUGAAUUUUCUAUUCCUUCCCAGUGCCUCCGUCGCCGGUAAAAAAAAAAAUUAAAUUUUGAAUUUUCCCUUCCUUCCCAGUGCCUCCGUCGCCGGCACCGUUCUUCCGUCGUCGGCUAACCUCCCGUCGCCCUCAAUCGUCGGAAAACAAGUAAGUUUACUUUUUCCGGCCAGUUUUCCAGUUUUCCGGUAAGUUUUCCAGUUUUCCGGCGAAAAACACGGCGGGCCGAAAAAAAAUUGCGGCCCGAACGUCGCCGAGCCGAAAAAAAUUUGUGGCCGGGACGACGGCCGGCCGAAAAAUUCUUUCGGCCCGGCGACGCCACGGCCGCAAAUUUUUUUCGGCCGGUCGCCGAACACGCCGGCCAAAAAUUUUCCGGCGGCGUGUUCGUCGGCCGGCCGAAAAAAAUUUGCGGCCGGAGCGACGUCGGGCCGAAAGAAUUUUUUUCGGCCGGUCGCCGAACACGCCGGCCAAAAAUUUUCCGGCGGCGUGUUCGUCGGCCGGCCGAAAAAAAUUUGCGACCGUGGCGUCGCCGGGCCGAAAGAAUUUUUCGGCCGGCCGUCGUCCCAGCCACAAAUUUUUUUCGGCUCGGCGACGUUCGGGCCGCAAUUUUUUUUCGGCCCGCCGUGUUUUUCGCCGGAAAACUGGAAAACUUACCGGAAAACUGGAAAACUGGCCGGAAAAAGUAAACUUACUUGUUUUCCGACGAUUGAGGGCGACGGGAGGUUAGCCGACGACGGAAGAACGGUGCCGGCGACCGACGAUUGACUUGCCUCGCGCCCGAUCUUCGUCCAAUCGACCCCGAACUCGCUAGAAAUCCAUAAUGAAAUUCAUAAGUUCAU
Messenger RNA from Linum trigynum, 2428 nucleotides. The record is from the annotation of a GenBank genome assembly. Lineage: Eukaryota; Viridiplantae; Streptophyta; Magnoliopsida; Malpighiales; Linaceae.